GAGUUCAUCCCCGACCGGAGCUUUGACGGCACAUAUGUGUAGAGUUUCUAGAGUUGUAUAAUGGCUCUUCUGCGCAGUGUUGGGCUUCUGGCUCUGCUGGUGUCGGUCCGGUGUCUGAACCGGGAGCAGCUCUUCGAUUACGGGAUCCGGUUUGGCGACCAGAUUCUGGAUUCUGGAACCGAUUCGGUUCGAGAGCUCGAGCUGGAGCAAACGCUCUUCUUCUUCAAAGGAACGUUCGAUAAAGUUUACGUCAACACCAAUGGCUUCAUCUCGCUGACUAACCCGACCGAUGAGUCUGAGUACCUGGGGAAGAUGCCGGCCAGUUUUGGUAUGAUUGCAGCCUUCCUGGGAGAUCUGGACACCACCGAUGGGGCCGGUUAUGUCUAUUUCCGCCAGGAUAAAAGCCCUGAUGUGCUCCAGAGAGCCGCAGAGCACAUCGGCCAAGCGUUUCCUUCUGACGACGAGAUCGAACCCACUCGCGCCAUCAUCGUCACCUGGGAGAAUGUGGCGCCUCAAGGUGAACGAGGAACAGGAGGUGAAUAUGCGAGAAAUACUUUCCAGCUGGUUGUAGCAAACAUGGAGUCUGCGUCUUACACCAUCCUGCUGUAUCCAGAGGAGAGCAUGCAGUUCGGCUCCACUCUCAUUGAUGAUGAAGAUCAGCUGGUUGAGGUCGGCUUCAAUGAAGGGAAGGUCCCGGGAUGGUUCGGGUGGGCGACCACUCAGGGAUCUUACUAUCGCAUCUCUGAAGACAGCGAGGAGUCAAUAAGCGCUCUCGCACAGGAGACAAACUCGGGCCGGCCUGGCGUUUGGGUCUACGAGAUCGGCAAGUCUCCGUUAUUCACCUCCAUCACACCCGGAGAGGUCACGGAGGUCACGUCUGAGGAGACUGUGGUGGACUCUCCGGUCCCUGAGCCGUCAGUCCCGUGGAUUCGACAGCGUGAAGAGCUUCAGACCUCCGAAGCUCCGUAUGAAAUGCUCACCACUAGUCCAGAGCCGUUCGGAGAGUCGUCGACCCCUGACGAGCUUCAGCAUCGCUACGUUCAACCUCAGCAGCGGCCACAGAACCCGCAGGUGCUGAUCAUCGAUGAAGACGAGCUGAACGUCGACGUGUUCUCUUAUAAUUACGAGACGUGCUCCAGCAACAAGCACAAGUGCUCUGUGUUCGCCGACUGCAGAGAUUACGCUGACGGAUUCUGCUGUCACUGCAAACCCGGUUACUACGGCAACGGCAAGGAUUGCGUCGCCGAGGGCAAGCCUCAGAGGAUGAACGGGAAGGUCAGCGGCAGGAUCUACGUCGGUGGUUCUCCGUCUCCUGUGGAGUUUUCCAACAACGACCUGCACUCGUAUGUGGUGACUAACGACGGUCGAGCGUAUAUCGCCAUCAGCAGCAUCCCAUCCAGCGUCGGUCCGUCUCUGCAGCCUCUGCUGGCUCUCGGUGAAGCCAUCGGCUGGGCCUUCGCUCUGCAGCAGCCCGACUACCACAACGGCUUCAGCAUCAUCGGAGGGGUUUUCACGCGGCAGGCCGAGGUCGUCUUCCAGCCCGGGAACGAACGGCUGAGCAUCAGGCAGGAGUUCAGCGGCAUCGAUGAACACGAUCACCUGCUGAUCAGCACCGAACUGGACGGCAGGAUCCCAGAGGUGCCUCGAGGAGCCACGGUCCAGAUCGAGCCCUACAGCGAGAUUUACCAGCACUCCAGCAACCUGAUUACGUCCUCCUCGCGGCGGGACUAUAUCGUUAGUAUGCCCGAUGGUAGCGUUCGCACACUCAGCUUCUUGUGGACGCAGAACAUCAAGUUCCAGAGCUGCCCGCACGAGGAGGUCCUGAGCGCUGUGCCGGUGAGCCAACAGCUCAGCGUCGACCAGAUCUUCGUCAUGUAUGACUCCAGCAACCAGCUGAUCCGCUUCGCCAUGAGCAACAAGAUCGGCUCCAUCCACAGUGGAAUCCCGGAGCAGAAUCCCUGUUUCACUGGGAGACACGGCUGCGACACUAAUGCCGUCUGUCGUGCUGCUCAAGGCAAAGACUUCACCUGCGAAUGCGCCGCUGGAUUCACCGGCGACGGACGGGUUUGUUACGAUGUUGAUGAGUGCUCAGAAAGCCCUCAGAUCUGCGGUCCGUACAGCAUCUGCAGCAACCAGCCCGGACCUUUCCGCUGUGAGUGUGUGGAGGGUUUUCAGUUCGCCGGCGAUGGACGAACCUGCGUCGAGACGGAGCGUCCCGUGGAUCACUGUCAGAGAGGAACGCACGACUGCGACGCUCCCGAGCGCUCCAGAUGCAGCUACACCGGAGACUCGUCUUAUAUCUGCUCGUGUCUGCCGGGCUUCUCUGGAGACGGACGGGCGUGUCAGGAUAUCGAUGAGUGCCAGCCGGGCCGUUGCCAUAGCGAUGCCAUCUGCCACAACACCCAGGGCUCCUUCACCUGUCAGUGCCGGCCUGGUUUCCACGGCGACGGCUUCAGCUGCACACCUGGAUCCGAUCGUGAGCAGACGGCGUGUGAGCGUCACAAAGAAGCAGCCCAGGCCUCGUCCUCUUCCUCGGGUGGAUUCUUCUUCUUCCGUCCGCGUCCGGCUGUGGGUCAGUACGUGCCCAGCUGUGACGCUUACGGUGCUUACGAAACCCUGCAGUGUCACGCCAGCGUGGCUCAGUGCUGGUGCGUUGACUCGUCCGGACAGGAGAUUCCCGGAUCCAGAGCCCAACCGAGCAGCAGACCCAUGUGUCUUGAUCACAAUGUGGCUCCGCCCCUCAUUGGCCCCACCCCCAGAGCCGACAUCAGUCCUCUGACUCCUGGAGCAAACCUCUUGUUCACUCAAAGCGGCAGGAUCGAUCACAUCCCGCUGGACGGCAUCCGGAUGAUGAAAGACGAGGCGAAGACCGUUCUGCACGAACCUGUGAAUCUGGGCAGUCCUGAGGGAAUCGCCAUCGAUCACAUGUCCAGAAACAUGUACUGGACCGACUCCAUACUGGACCGCAUCGACGUGUCCCGAUUGGACGGAAGUCAGAGGCGCGUCCUCUUUGACGAUGACCUCAUCAACCCGCGACCAAUCAUCGCUGACCCCGCCUUCGGAUACCUGUUCUGGUCCGACUGGAACCGUGACGGGCCCAAGAUCGAGCGCUCCGGUUUGGACGGGAGCGACAGGACGGUGCUGGUGCAGGACGGGCUGGGGCUGCCCAACGCUUUGACCUUUGACCCCCAGAGCAGGCGGCUCUGCUGGGCGGACGCAGGAACUCGUCAGGUGGAGUGUAUCGAUCCGUUCUCUCGUCUCAGGAGGAAACUGACCGAAGGGAUUCAGUAUCCGUUCGCCAUCGUGUCUUACGGCAGAAACCUCUAUUACACCGACUGGAGGAGGGAAGCAGUGGUUGCUAUGGACCGUCAUGAUGGGAUGGAGGUGGAGGAGUUUCUUCCUCAGAGACGUUCACGUACAUACGGCAUCGCUAUCACUUACCCACAAUGCCCUGCAGGCGUGAACUACUGCUCUCGUGAUAACGGAGGCUGCUCUCAUCUCUGUCUGCCGCGGCCGGGCGGAUUCACCUGCCGCUGUCCCGACGCCAGAGACGGCUCGUGUGUCGAGCGGGACGAGAAUUUCUGAGGUUACGUGAGACUGAGAGACACUGAGAACCGAGGAGGGAAUGAUUUGUGUUCCUUAUGGCUUGGGUCGAGACAAUCAAUACAGUAGGGAUGCACUCGAUAUAUUCAUAUCGCAUCUGCCACUAUCAGUGUUCUUCAUCAUUGUGUCAGUCCGAUGAGGCUGAUAAUAGACACAAGAUAAAAUCAGGGAUUCACUUUUCUCAAAGUCUUUCGAAAGUACUGAAGAGUUCCGUAUGGAAGCUUGUUUUCGUCACAGAAUAAAAAAUUA
This is a messenger RNA of Sinocyclocheilus anshuiensis, 3852 nucleotides long. Its product is annotated as nidogen-1-like. Bases 61 to 3585 code for a protein of 1174 amino acids. The record is from RefSeq and is a predicted model, not a curated record. Lineage: Eukaryota; Metazoa; Chordata; Actinopteri; Cypriniformes; Cyprinidae. The transcript has 19 exons. Gene Ontology annotation, cellular component: plasma membrane. Gene Ontology annotation, molecular function: calcium ion binding; Wnt-protein binding; Wnt receptor activity. Gene Ontology annotation, biological process: cell-matrix adhesion; canonical Wnt signaling pathway.